Planococcus citri (citrus mealybug) is the source of this 2015-nucleotide messenger RNA. RefSeq names its product patsas (gene Patsas). Gene Ontology annotation, molecular function: palmitoyltransferase activity; protein binding. The coding region runs from base 258 to 1802 and encodes 514 amino acids. The transcript has 10 exons. Gene Ontology annotation, cellular component: Golgi membrane. Gene Ontology annotation, biological process: protein palmitoylation. Lineage: Eukaryota; Metazoa; Arthropoda; Insecta; Hemiptera; Pseudococcidae. The record is from RefSeq and is a predicted model, not a curated record.
GCAUUGUUGCAAUCCGCUUAUCUUUAUCUGUGCUUUCGUUUUCGUUUUCAUCCCUUUCUUUAUCUAAAAAAUAUACAAUUAUCAAAGUUUUCAAAAGAUAAGAUUUUUGUAUCUAAUAAAAUUUUAAUUUUAAUCUAAAAAACGGUAGUAAAAAGUUUCGUGAGUAUUUUACGAAAAAUGUCCAUGGAAACGGUGCACCUACCAGCCGAUCAAUAAUUCUCAGUUCAAGCAACCCUACAGUUAAUAUCGCGUUGAUAAUGGAAGUUGAAAAAGCUGGCUUUCCCGAUGUGAUAUCUGAUAUCUCGGAUACUCUAUUCGCUUACGUUAAAGAAGGGAACAUAAACGAAUUAGAAUUAAUCGUACAAGAAUGCGGAGCUGAAAUUCUAAACAUUCGCGACGAAUGGGGUUACACCGUAGCUCACUGGGCAGCUCUAAAUGGCAAUUUUAAACUUGUACAAUUUUUGGUAGAGAAACAUGUACCAGUAAAUUUAUCAUGCUUCGGUACCCAAGGACCAAAACCAAUACACUGGGCUUGCAGAAAAGGCCAUUCUCGAAUAGUUGCUUUACUACUUCAUGCCGGAGUUGAUAUAAAUACAGUCGAUUUGAAAGGACUGACUCCUUUGAUGACUGCAUGCAUUUAUGGUCGUAUAAAUACGUGCGUUUUCUUGUUAGGAAUGGGGGCUAGACAUCAUUUAGUUGAUAGUAAUGGUGAUACUGCGGCUCAUUGGGCUACGUACAAAGGACAUUCAGACGUGAUCAGAGUACUUAUCAAUGCUGGCGUUGAUUUACAAAAAGUCGAUAAUUUUGGAUCUACUCCUUUACAUUUGGCUUGCAUUCAUGGCCAUUUGUAUUGCGUCAGGGUCCUGUGUGAAAUGAGGAAGUUAAACUUGGAAAUUCGCGAUAAAAAUGGAAAAACGCCCUUGAUGUUGGCUAAAAACCAUCAGCAUUUCGAAAUAGUGAAACUGCUCCAUGAGGAGAUUAAAAAACGAAGUCGUUACCAAUCUGUGCAGCCAGUCAUUGAAACAUGGAAUGCUGUGUGCCAAGGAUUCGGAAAAGGGAACAGCAAAGGACCAUUGUUUUUAUUCAUUGGUUCAAUAUUUUUAUGGUGUUAUCCGAUGUAUUUUUUACGAUGUAUCCCAUUAACGUGGAAUGCUCUCAGUGGAGUGCAUUACUGCUUCUUUUAUUGGAACACCAUGAUGUGGAUCAGUUGGUUGCUGUCUGUCAAAAGAGAUCCGGGUUAUUUACCAACCAAUACCGAUAAUUACUCUCAGAUCAUUCGUGGGAUUCCAUUCGAUGAGAAAAACAAAAAGCAAUUCAUACCUUUCUCUCAACUUUGCCAUACUUGUCAUUGUAUUAGACCUUUGAGAUCAAAGCACUGUCGCAUAUGCAAUCGCUGUGUAGCUUAUUUUGAUCACCAUUGCCCAUUUAUUAAUAACUGCGUUGGAAUUAAAAAUAGAACUUGUUUCUUCAUCUUCCUUCUAUGUCUGGCCAUAAACAGCACAUUUAGCGUAUACUUCAGCGUAUAUUGCAUAACCUCUGCCGGUUUCGAAUGGUUGUUAAUCUUAUCUCUCAUACAGUCCAUUAUUAUGGUAUGUUUUAGCUGGGUCAGGACAGCCAUUUCGCUUUUACACGCUUGCAUGAAUAUAACAACUAACGAGAUGUUGAACUACAAGCGUUACCCAUAUUUGAGAAAUAAGAAAGGAAAAUACCACAACGGAUUUUCUCGCGGACCAGUAUGCAAUCUAUUAGAAUUUUUCACCACGUAUAGAAAAGUAGGAGAAGCUAUGGACGAUUUUGCUUGAACCAAAAACCCCAAGACAAAGGCACAAAUGAUGAAGUCUUCGUAAUCACUGCGCAAAAAUGCCUACCGAUAGUGGAGUACAAUAAAUUAUUUCUUUUUACUUUUUACUCGUAAUUUUUAUUCAAUUUUUUUUUCCAUGGAAAAUAUUUAAUUACUUAAAAAUGCACUUGUAAUUUUACGACAAUAUAAUAUGAAAAAGACAAAAAAAUUACGA